Molecule: messenger RNA, 597 nt
Organism: Closterium sp. Naga37s-1
Lineage: Eukaryota; Viridiplantae; Streptophyta; Zygnematophyceae; Desmidiales; Closteriaceae
Source: the annotation of a GenBank genome assembly
GCUCCAGCCUCCACCUGGAUGUACCCCUCAACCCGACCGAACGACCUUCGCCACGCGACAGUUCAAUGUCGCAGCUGCUGUCGCAAUCCUCGUCGCAGAGCCCAUGGUCGUCGCAGCACCAUCAUGCGCGAGGAUUGUGGCGAGCAAUCGUCGCAAGCAAAACGGAUUGGUUGCUGUUCCUCGGCUUGCUCCCAGUCAACGUCGUUCUCUCGCUCUAUCUGCCUCCCUAUCAGCGCUUCAUCCCGCCUGAAACCCUUCACUCUCCGCGGUAUCCCGUGGUUGACAAUGCAGGGGCAACCUUUUUUACAACUGCUUCAGUGUUGGCUCCCCUCCUUGCUUUCCUACUGGUGCUGCUCCCUCAAAGGAACCUGCUCGAGCUGCACAAGUCCAUACUCGGGCUACUCUCAGCCGUACAAACCACCUGGCUGGCCGCUACUCUGCUCCAGUGCGCCAUCGGCCGGCCUCGCCCCAGCUUUCUCACAGCCUGCUUGCAAGGCACCCAACCAGUAGUCUCCCCGUCAGCGGGUGUCACCUGUGUGCCACCUCCCACCGGCCUUUACUAUUUCAGCAAAAGCUUCCCCUCCGCCCAUGCAGCAG